This is a messenger RNA of Girardinichthys multiradiatus, 1645 nucleotides long. RefSeq names its product MRG/MORF4L binding protein (gene mrgbp). The record is from RefSeq and is a predicted model, not a curated record. The coding region runs from base 98 to 733 and encodes 211 amino acids. Gene Ontology annotation, cellular component: nucleus; NuA4 histone acetyltransferase complex. The transcript is spliced from 5 exons. Gene Ontology annotation, biological process: regulation of transcription by RNA polymerase II. NCBI's taxonomy places the organism in Eukaryota, Metazoa, Chordata, Actinopteri, Cyprinodontiformes, Goodeidae.
AAUCAGUUCCCGGUAGUGUGGUCUUAGUUCCGGUUACAGUGUGAUCACCUAGCUUGAAAGCUUUCAGUUUUACUCGGUUUUUAUUUGGUUUUUAACGAUGGGGGAGGCAGAUGUGACCCUCAGUCAGACCGAGGAGAAGCCCCCGGACUCGGCUCUGGUUUCCGGGGAGGACUCGGUGGUCUGGAGCCACGAAGUGGAGGUUUGUCUUUUCCACGCGAUGAUCGGACACAAACCAGUGGGAGUGAACCGUCACUUCCACAUGAUCUGCAUCCGGGAUAAGUUCAGUCAGAACAUCGGCAGACAGGUCUCCUCCUCUGUCAUCUGGGACCACCUGGGGACCAUGUACGACAUGCAGGCUCUGCACGAGUCUGAGAUCCUGCCGUUUCCAAACACUGAGAAGAGCUUCUCUCUGCCGGAAGAAAUCAUCCAGGGGGUUAAAGGAGGGAAGCUGGGCUCAGAGGAGGAGACCAAAGAGGAGUUCAGGAUGGAGAGAGAACCUCCUGCCACACAUGAAGAAGGAAGUAACUCCUCAGUGAAGAUGUCGGAGCGAACAAGCAACAGUCGAGAAAAGGAGAAGGAGCGAGACAAGGAGAAGGGGGGAGGUGAAGCAACAGCAGGAGGAGGAGGAGGAUCAAAGGAAGCAGAAAAGAGGAAGAGGAGCCGAGCGACUGAGAAACUGCUGUCAUCUUCCAACCCGGCGAGUCCGGGAGGCGCCAAGAGGAGGCGCACCUGAGAGCUGGACUCUGAUUGGCUGCCUUAAAAAGAUCUCUCAACGUCUGACCACAGCAGGAGGAAGAGACACGUGUAGACAUUUGGAUGUCCAUUUUUUUCCUUUUUGUUGCUGAUUUCCGUGUUAAUGUCGUCCUCCUCUGCAUCGUUUGACGUCCUGCUGCUCCAUAAAGCUGAGCAGAACCCAGUAAAAACAGGUCUGCUUAAUGUUUCCCAAAGAACGUCCGGAACCAUUCUCUCUCAUCCUAAACCUUCAGAUUUGAGUCUCAACAUAUCUCUUGUGUGGAUGUUAGUUCUGAUGGGUACUGUUACUGUGGUUGACAUCAGCUGUUUUCAUGGACCUGUUUGAGCUCAGAUCCUCUCAGGGUUUACAUUUGUUUGACCUGCAGUGAUUGAUUGAUUGAUACAAGCAACUUCUGUCCCCUUCAAGCAAAAGACGCUGCAGAGCACGGAGAAAAGAAGCAGCAGCAGCAGAACGUUGCUGCUCAGAAUAACAGACAUUUUAUCAGCAGCGAAGUGAAUAAUCCAGCCAGUCUGUGGAGCCAGAUCUUUGCAUCUUUUAUUGUACAGUAGCUGAAACCUGAAACAUGAGAUGUCUGUUAAAGCAGCUACAGUUGGCGUGUUUCUGGGAACAUGGUCAGUCCUCCAGACUCCAGAGAUUUCAGCUCGGCUCACCCUGAAGUCUGACCUGCAGGAAAGUUUCUCCAUCUGCUCCAGGAUGCUGUAACAAAUCAGUGUGAAGAUUUAUGUUGGAAUAUUCUUUAAUAUUUUUAGUUUAGAAGUUUAGUUUCAGACCUAUACAGUUUGGGGGCAACAUGUGGAGAUUUUAAAAUGUUCUUAGUUUUUUUUUUUUUAUCAAAGUCUUAAUUUAUUCAUCAUGACAAGACUGUUGGUGACAUUAAAGAUGAACUCAUUA